Molecule: messenger RNA, 3929 nt
Organism: Actinia tenebrosa (Australian red waratah sea anemone)
Lineage: Eukaryota; Metazoa; Cnidaria; Anthozoa; Actiniaria; Actiniidae
Product: ephrin type-B receptor 1
Biological process (GO): protein phosphorylation; axon guidance; ephrin receptor signaling pathway
Cellular component (GO): dendrite; plasma membrane
Molecular function (GO): protein binding; ATP binding; transmembrane-ephrin receptor activity
Source: RefSeq, a predicted model, not a curated record
GGGCUCAAUAACAGGAAGAGCCAAUAUUUUUGAGAAGAAAUCGCAAGCCACAGUUCCUGGCCUAUACAAGAAUGACUUAUAACUGCUUAAACUCGCAAAUUCUCAUCGGCUUAAUAAUUCUCCUGUAUUUCUGUGGAGUUGCAUUAUCAGACAAAGAAUUCCUUUUAAGCAGGCCAGAAAAUGGCUGGUUUACAGUCAGUAAGAAAAUAGGCUCUCAAUCCACAGGAGGUUGGUUUGCUUACGAGAAAAACCUAUACUCCGUAUGUGACAGCUCCACGAAUGUCGGAGAGCCAAAAAACUGGUUACGAACUGACUUCAUUAAUCUUAAAGAUGCUAUAUUGGUUGACAUUGUCCUUAAUUAUACAAUGCGCAAAUGCCGAUCGGGCCAAAAGUACUGCAAAGAGUAUUUUAAACUAUACGGUUAUCAAACAUCCAAUACUGCACCAAAACCAAACCCUUUGGAAACACCAUUUGACUUCCUUGAUCAAGCCAUGCCAACAAAUGUACCUGAUCGACAAACAGGAGCUAAGGAUUUUAAUCUGUUAAGSGUUUCUUUAAGGACAAAAAGUAAAGGAUUAUACCUUGCGCUUWWCGAUGAAGGAGCCUGCUUGAGUCUGCUAGGUGUUCUUGUUUCAUUCAAUUACUGCCCAGAAAAAGGAAAAAACCUCGUGACUUUUGUGAAAACCGUAUCGCCAUUAAACGAUUCAAAUGUUAAGCAAGUGGAAGGAAAUUGUACAGAUAAACAUUCAAGRAACACUUCUGUYCUGAUGGCUACUUGUAUGAGCGAYGGGAAUUGGAAGAUGAAURAUAGUGUGGUGUGUUUGUGUCAGCCAGGAUACGAAUAUUCUGAAAAUCCAGAACCUCAUUGCAAAGGCUGUGUUUCUGGGAAAUAUAAAAGUGAAUURAGCAACACAGAGUGCAAGUUCUGUCCACAGAAUGCCGCACCUGAUACGAAUCGAAUGAGUUGUGUUUGUCAAGAUGGGUUUUACAAGUUGAAAGACUCUCCAAUUUCUGUCCCAUGUGAAGCUUUGCCAAAUGGUCCAGCAUUUGCCAAUGCUACGACAUUGAAUUCGACUGCAGUUCUGAUAUCCUGGCCUGCCAUUAAGGACAUUAACAUGUCGUUCACCUACUCCAUUGACUGUUUCAAGUGUAAGGAUGAGGAGGAUAAAAAAUGUGCCGAGCAAUGUGGAGAUAAUGUUGUGUAUUAUCCUGCGAGAGAUAGUUUCAAGACUACGUCGGCAACUGUAUCUGGGCUUCCAUCAGGAGAAAAGUUUUUUUUCAAGGUGUAUGUAGUGAUGAAGAUCAAUUCUGCCRUCAGCAGAAGUCUGUGGAAGUAUGCAGGAGUUUAUGCAAAAUCCAAAAAAGGUCCAAAAGAGCCAUCACUUACUGAAGCAAAUCAAGCAGAGGAGAUCAAGCAGUUAGUGUUAACGGUUGUACUUCCCGUGAUAGCAUUUGUUGUGCUGAUCUUCAUAGUGUGUUGUGUCUUCAUGUAUAGAAGAUCGAGAAAAUUCAGCCGAAUUCCAAACAAUGACUUCGCUGAAAGCCAUGAACUACCAACGUGUGGACAGAAACUAUACAUUGACCCAACCAACUAUGAUAACCCAGAAGAAGCUUUACGCAACUUCGCUAAAGAACUUGACAAGUGUUCCAUCUCUCUAGAAAAAGUCAUUGGUGGAGGUGAGUUUGGUGAUGUAUACAAAGGAAUUCUAAAACGUCAAGGGGAAGAACCAAUACCUGUUGCUGUGAAAACACUCAAGCAUGGCUCAUCCAAGAAAAACCGAGAUGAUUUUCUCCUCGAAGCGUCUGUCAUGGGACAGUUUUGUGACCCUAAUGUUAUUUUCCUAGAAGGCGUAGUCACUAAAUCUCAACCAUUAAUGAUCGUCACAGAAUUCAUGAGUAAUGGCUCACUUGAUAACUUUCUCAAGGAAAUGGACUCCAAGCUAAGUGAGCUUCAGCUGCUCGGCAUGGCAAGGGGCGUUGCUUCUGGCAUGAAAUUUUUAUCAGAAAUGAACUUUGUUCAUAGAGACUUGGCAGCUCGUAACAUUCUUGUCAGUGAGUCAYUAGUUUGUAAAGUGGCUGACUUUGGUUUGUCUAGAGAACUUGAAGACUCUGCAUAUGAAACUAAGGGUGGUAAGAUUCCUGUGCGAUGGACAGCRCCAGAAGCCAUCAAAUUUAGAAAGUUUAGUACCUCUAGUGAUAUUUGGAGCUAUGGAAUCUUGUUAUGGGAGAUCAUGUCCUUUGCUGAGAGACCUUAUUGGGACUGGAGCAACUUUGAGGUGAUGGACAGAGUUGAAGGUGGUUUUAGACUUCCUCCGCCUAUGCAUUGUCCUACAGCAGUGCACCAGAUMAUGUUAGAGUGUUGGAAUGAAGACCGAGCAAAACGCCCAAAAUUUGCCCAGAUCGUAAAACAUCUGGAUAUUCUGAUUCGAUCGCCAGAAAAGAUGCAGGAAAAUCUUCCAAUCGWAGCAAGCAAGCCCAACAUCGACUACACGCCCGUAACGACGAUCGAUGAAUGGCUGAAAAGCAUCAAGAUGGGCCAGUACACUGAUCAGUUCGUCAAGGCAGGAUACAGCAACCUUAAAAACCUAGCAGAGUUCGAAGAACCAGACCUUGAAGAUUUGGGAAUCAAACUCAUUGGCCACAAAAACAAAAUCCGAAAGAGCAUUCGUGAAGUAAAGAACAAGUUGAAGCGAGAAUCCUCUGUGCCAGUCUAGUGGUUGCUGUGCUAAUAAGGUAACGAUAGAAGUAUACAAGUAUGCAAGGUAGCAGUAGAGGAUAAAUAAACCAAGCGAUAGAAGCUAUAUGCUUGAGGUGUACUUCCGGUUGGAACCGGAAAUAUUUCCGAACCAAUCCUUGUAGUACAGGAGUCUCUUCACGUGUACUGACCAGCCAAUCAGAGCAAAGCUGCGCAUAAGGCUAGCCAAUAACCGCAAAGACAGAAACUGACCUGGUUUAAAACCAACCAAUCAAAGACAAACAAAAGAAAGACAAGCAUGACGAUACAACUACAAUUGAAACCAGCCAAUCACAAUAAGUUAAAAAGACCUAACGUCAGCCAAUCACGAUAAACAACGUGUUGAUGUAACUGUGAGAAAUUCAGCCAAUCACAACUUAGAAUAUCACUGAGCUUUAUCUAGCCUCGUUAUGAGGUCAGAUUAAAACGGAACGCGUAUCCUUUAAAAGAGGCACCCAGUCUCUCGCAGACACUUAAACACAGGGAUACCAAAAGCAAAAGGCGGACGCAUCUGGAGGCAGACAYCAAUACGACGAAGUUUUUUCUUUUAUGUAAAUAAUUGUUGUUUUCGAGCCAUUUUAUUUUUCUAAAAUUGCGUAACCUACAAUAGAUGAUAUAUUUUUGGUAUAACAACUUCACUUCACUUUUCUUUCGUCAUUCUCUAAAAGAUUUUUAGUUACUUUUUUAGUAAACUUUUUUUCUUCUUCGUUACUUCAUGUAGUAAACACUAUAAAACCGGUUUGAAAUGGUUAUAAAUUUCGUAUUCAUUGAUAAAGGAUAUAAAUAUAGCGCGACAUUGAUAGCCCAUCUUAACCAGAUUUUUGUAAAUUUCUUUAUGGGGCAAACCAUUGUACUUGACUAUGGUUUUUGUUGAACUUAUGUCUUACUCCACUGUGUAGGCGCAAAGAAUAUAUGAAAGUAUGACAAACAAUGUACCACAGGGUACCCAACGAUUUAGUGUAAAAUAGCCAUAGGAAAGCUCAGUCUUAAAAUUCAAAAGCUUAAAAAAUAAUCUCUCAAAAGAACUGUAGAUAAAGUUAGUUUAAGGAAAUCAAAUUAUCUGUUGUACGAAUCAAACAAGACUAAAUAUAUUAAUACCUAAGUUUAAAAGUUUGUAAGGCUAAGUGACCUGGCAUUUUUGAUAGAUGUAGAGGCAUGGGUCUUGCUUUCUCUCUCUCUCUCUCUCUCUCUCUCU